Chlorocebus sabaeus (green monkey) is the source of this 2032-nucleotide messenger RNA. Its product is annotated as olfactory receptor 3A1. Gene Ontology annotation, biological process: G protein-coupled receptor signaling pathway. Gene Ontology annotation, molecular function: olfactory receptor activity; G protein-coupled receptor activity. The record is from RefSeq and is a predicted model, not a curated record. Gene Ontology annotation, cellular component: membrane. NCBI's taxonomy places the organism in Eukaryota, Metazoa, Chordata, Mammalia, Primates, Cercopithecidae.
UAUUCUUGAAUUCUUCCAAUCUAGUUUAUGGAUUGGGGUUGUGGACAUUUACUAGUUUCUUUGAAGAUAGAAUCUGUAUGUUUCUUUUUCUGCUUGUUUUGGAAAGAGAGAAAUUCUGAGAAAAGAACGUUUUGGAUUUACUCGGCCGUGUUCAAACCAGAAGUACACUUUUUGCUUAUUUUUCCCAAGGGUUUAUCUUGCACAAUCUUUACAAAUAGGUUCUUGCAGCUGGGGGGCGGGUUGGAGGAGGGAGGUCCAGAGUGGUAAUGUUACCUGUGCUUACACCUGCAAAUAAAGGUAAAUGUAGUGAAAGAGUAAACAAGUGUAGUGUGGCCUGAGGAGCACCAAAUUCCUUACUUGUACCGAGGGAAUGUGGCAGAGGGCUGGGCAAGUAGAAGGAGGUCUGUUUCUUUUUUCUGAAUAAAUAAAUUAUUGGGAGGAGUGAUUAUUUUCCUCCUUGGAUGUUUCUUUGCAGGAACUCAUGCAGCCAGAAUCUGGGGCCAAUGGAACAGCCAUUGCUGAGUUCAUCCUGCUGGGCUUGGUGGAGGCGCCAGGGCUGCAGCCAGUUGUCUUUGUGCUCUUCCUCUUUGCCUACCUGGUCACGGUUGGGGGCAACCUCAGCAUCCUGGCAGCCGUCUUGGUGGAGCCCAAACUCCACACCCCCAUGUACUUCUUCCUGGGGAACCUAUCAGUGCUGGAUGUUGGGUGCAUCAGCGUCACUGUUCCCUCAGUAUUGAGUCGUCUCCUGUCCCACAAGCGUGCAGUUCCCUAUGGGGCCUGCCUUACCCAACUCUUCUUCUUCCAUCUGUUCGUUGGGGUGGACUGCUUCUUGCUGACCGCCAUGGCCUAUGACCGAUUCCUGGCCAUCUGCCGGCCCCUCACCUACAGCACCCGCAUGAGUCAGACAGUCCAGAGGAUGUUGGUGGCUGCAUCCUGGGCUUGUGCCUUCACCAAUGCACUGACCCACACUGUGGCCAUGUCCAUGCUCAACUUCUGUGGCCCCAAUGUGAUCAAUCACUUCUACUGUGACCUCCCACAGCUCUUCCAGCUCUCCUGCUCCAGCACCCAACUCAAUGAGCUGCUGCUUUUUGCUGUGGGUUUUAUAAUGGCAGGCACCCCCAUGGCUCUCAUUGUCAUCUCCUAUAUCCACGUGGCCGCCGCAGUCCUGCGAAUUGGCUCUGCAGAGGGCAGGAAGAAAGCCUUCUCCACGUGUGGCUCCCACCUCACUGUGGUGGUCAUAUUCUAUGGUUCAGGUAUCUUUAACUAUAUGCGACUAGGUUCAACCAAGCUUUCAGACAAGGAUAAAGCUGUUGGAAUUUUCAACACUGUCAUCAAUCCCAUGCUGAACCCCAUCAUCUACAGCCUCAGAAAUCCUGAUGUGCAGAGCGCCCUCUGGAGGAUGCUCACGGGGAGGCGGUUACUGGCUUGAUCAAUUGACCUUUUCUCCCUGCAUCUUUUGUACUAACGGAAAAAUCUUCUAGAGCCAGAAACUAGGGAAAAAAAUGGUUCAGACUUGUUUCUGUUUCCAUGGGCAUAAGAAGGACUUUUUGUAGGGAAUAAUAGUUUCCAUUUCUUAAAGCAGCCCUGCCCAGUUAUAAGCAAUGAGUGUAUAGGAUCUGCCAAACCAGCCCCUUAGACAAAUUCAACUUCAGGCACUGUGUUCUCUCCUUGCUGGCUAGAGGUGAAACCUAGGAAGCUGUGAAUGCUUGUGGUUCAUGUCCCAGAGGGAACGACUCUUUGGUCGGUUACAGCCCGAGUUGCCAGAAGUCCCCCAGAAAACUUCUUCCGAGAAGUCAUAUUUUUCCCUCAAGUUCAGGUAUGCUUGAUCUGUUUAUAAAACAUAGGUCUAGAGAUUAGAAUUGUUUGAUUUCUCCCAUCAGAACUCUAUAAGCAAAAAUAAAAAAGAAACAAAAACAAAAAAGUAGCUCUUUCUAUUCCCUUUAAACAAGGACCCCAUAGCACAGACAGGGGACAGAGGGGAAGCUGUAUGGUUACGUAUUCGCUAGUAAUUCUGGAGCACCUGAUGCCUGUG